AUGGAAUUCCACGCCUUUAUUCUCUGCGGGAGUGGAAAGGGGUUGUCUCCCUUCUCCCAGAGCAGAACCACCGGGGUUUCAAAGGCCUUGCUACCCAUUGCAAACAAGCCCAUGGUCGAGUAUGUCCUCGAGUGGUGCGACAGAGCGUUCUUCCCUCAGGUCACGGUUGUCUGUGACGAAGCUUCGAAAGAGGGCUUGCAAGCAGCCGUAGAACAGUACCAAAGCAAAUUGCGACCCGCACACGGAGCCGGCGAAACAGCGCCAGCCUCAACAGGAACUGGAGCAGGAGCACCAGCGAGCGGCGCUUCAGCUGGCACCGCCCUCAGCUCCACUGGCUCCCACACAGGCACAUCUGUAGACGAGAGCCACGGCAACUCCUCUCCUCCUCCCAUCGAUAUCAUGGUGAUGGAUGCAAACUCCUCAGGUGAGGUGUUAUACAACUUAUACAAGAGGUACGGAACCCCCAGGAACGGGGUUUCCACCGAGCCUACGUCCUCCGCUUCGUCCACCACUGGUGCGAUCUCUGGCGGGCUGAACGAUUCCCUGGCAGACGCCGAGUCAAGAGCCAACUUCGUCCUCUUACCAUGUGAUUUCGUCACUGAUCUCCCUCCCCAGGUGCUCAUCGAGGCAUACAGGAACAAACCAAACAACGAUCUUGGGCUCUGGUUCAACUACCACAACCAUUUCGAGUCGUUCUCCGAUAAGAAAACGUUCGGCAAGACGUUUGGAUCGCAGAUCAACUACACCGUGUACCUGGAGCUUGAAGGUGGAGAACUCAGGCUCUUGGACCUUUUCUCCAAGGACGACAUCGACUUCCACAAGUCCUUGCAGUUGAGAACGCAAAUGAGCUGGAGACAUGCCAAUGCCACUGUAGCCACCAAGUUAUUGGACUCCUCCAUCUUCUUUGGAAACACCGAGAGAGUGUUCAAUGUAUUUGAUGAAGAAGAGAGCAGCAAGUUGUUCACAGAGUUCUAUUUCCGUCACAGGUCUGUCAACAGGGUCAUCCGAGACUUGGCCAGAAGAACGUGGAAGCACUCGGAAGAGAAGGAGUCGAUAGGGUUCCUGAUUUUGCCGAAGGAGGCUACUUUCUUUAGAUGCAAUAACAUCCCGGUCUACAUGGAAGCAAACAGGUACAUAAUGAAACAACAGCAGGCACAGUCCGCUCAGACACCAGUGCAGGUUGCUGCACAACCAUUACAGCAGUCGUCUUCACAAUCUGGCUCUAUAAACAAGCUCGCCGCAGUGGUGGGUGCAGACUCGCUUGUUGACCCAAGCUCUGUCCUAGGAGAAAGGACCAACGUGAAGCGCUCUGUCAUUGGCAAGUCUUGUACGAUCGGAAAGAGAGUCAAGCUCACUGGAUGCAUUCUUCUUAAUAACAUUACCGUCGAAGAUGACGUCCACUUGGAAAACUGUAUCAUUGGCCACAACGUGACCAUCCAAAGCAAAGUGAAAUUGACCCACUGUAACGUCGAGUCUACGCUCGAGGUCGCCAAGGGCACACAAGCCAAGGGAGAAGAUUUGUUGUGCUUGCUGUUGGAAGGAAUUGUUGAAGGGCACGGUGCUAACGCCAACGAGGAAGAUCUCGACUUCGACGAUGAAUAUGCCAUCGGGGAGUACAGCGACAGUGACAGUGACAGCGAGGACGAUAGCGAGAGCGAGGGAGAGUUGGAUGAACAUGGAGAUAAUUCAGAUGGCUUGUUUGCAUACUAG
Molecule: messenger RNA, 1710 nt
Organism: Dujonia railenensis
Lineage: Eukaryota; Fungi; Ascomycota; Pichiomycetes; Serinales; Debaryomycetaceae
Source: the annotation of a GenBank genome assembly